Molecule: messenger RNA, 2273 nt
Organism: Cicer arietinum (chickpea)
Lineage: Eukaryota; Viridiplantae; Streptophyta; Magnoliopsida; Fabales; Fabaceae
Biological process (GO): metal ion transport; transmembrane transport
Cellular component (GO): membrane
Molecular function (GO): metal ion transmembrane transporter activity
Source: RefSeq, a predicted model, not a curated record
AUGUAAAUAUUUGUGUAAGUUUAUGUGGCACAAAUUGUAUAGCGUAGAUGAAAGAGGAAGGUGGCCACGUGCGCGCCACCGUAAUUGAGUUGCGGUUGUGUUCGUCUUUUUAUCUUCUCUUCUCUCCGCUCCGCAUGUAGCAGAUUGAAACUUCAUUCUCCAUUUUCAAUUGCUCCGAAUAAUAAUGUGCUGCUCAAUAUUCACCUUCCUUUCUCAUUUGUUUUCCAUCUCUAUUACAUCUUUCUCCGUUUCAUCUUCGCAUCCAAAUCCAUAUUGAGAGUAUCUUAGUGUCGCAUCAAUGGUAGUUGAGGCUCUGGUUCCUCUACUUGAGUACGAUAUGCAAGGUGUGAAUGAAGAUUAUUCAGCUUCACUUGACAAUGAAGUGAAGGAGCAGGAGAAUCAUAAAGUCCGUUGCUCCUCCAAGGAUAACUUGCACACCAAGGAACUUUGGACUGAUGGACUUAUUUGUGCUUUUGAGUUCAUCCGCAGCUCUCGGAAGGUACAUUCCUCAGUAGCAGUUAGAGAAGUCGCCAAGAAGAAGGAUUUUCAAGGUAGUCAAAUUAAUUCAUUAAAAAGAAAUCCCGGUGGAAAUGGCGGCUUUCAAGAAUCAUCUUUGCCGGUUGACGAAUCUGGCGGAUUGGAUCUAGAAGAUUUCAAUAACAGUAACUGUUUUGGCAAAGAGGGUUAUCCAAGAAGUUAUUGGAAACCAAUUGGUUGGGCUAGAGUUUCUGAACUUGUUCAGGCUGUGCAUAGUGAUGCUAGCUGGGCAUCACAGCUACAUGAUUUCACAGAUGAUGAAAGUGAUGUUCCUGUUGCAGAUGUAGCAACUCCUUACUGGGAAAGGCCAGUGGGUCCAACCUGGUGGUGUCAUUUGAAUGCUGCUGAUCCAUAUGUUGCUACAUGGCUUGCUAGUUCUCAAUGGUUACAUCCUGCCAUUAGCAUUGCUUUGCAUGAUGAAAGCAGAUUAAUAAGCGACCGAAUGAAGCACCUUCUGUAUGAGGUUCCUGUUCGAGUCGCUGGUGGAUUACUAUUCGAACUUCUAGGGCAGUCUGCAGGCGAUCCAUUUGCUGAGGAAAAUGACAUUCCCAUUGUAUUACGAGCAUGGCAGGCACAAAACUUUUUGGUGACAGUUUUGCAUGUUAAGGGCUCUGCUUCAAACAUCAAUGUGUUAGGUAUUUUAGAAGUUCAGGAAAUGCUGGCUGGCGGAGGAGCUAACAUUCCACGCAGCAUUCAUGAGGUUGUAGCACACCUGGCUUGUCGUCUUGCACGAUGGGAUGAUAGGUUGUUUCGUAAACACGUCUUUGGCGCUGCUGAUGAAGUGGAAUUGAUGUUUAUGAAUAGGAGGAACCAGGAGGAUUUGCAUCUGUUCACUAUAAUAUUGAACCAGGAAAUUAGAAGAUUAUCAACCCAGGUUAUACGCGUGAAAUGGUCACUCCAUGCACGAGAAGAAAUUAUGUUUGAACUUCUGCAACAGUUGAGAGGAAAUGUAACAAGAUCAUUGCUGGCAGGAGUAAUGAAAAGUAUAAGGCAAAUGAUUGAGGAGCAAGAAGCAGUUCGAGGUCGCUUGUUCACAAUCCAAGAUGUAAUGCAAAGCGCUGUCCGUGCAUGGUUGCAGGACAGAAGCCUCACAGUUACACAUAACUUGGGAGUGUUUGGGGGUUGUGGUCUUGUCCUUUCCAUCAUCACUGGGUUUUUUGGCAUAAAUGUGGAUGGAAUACCUGGAUCUGCAACUCCUUAUGCGUUCACUAUUUUCUCUGUAAUCCUAGUUGUGGUGGGAGCAGUGCUAAUUGGAAUUGGAUUGCUUUAUCUUGGGCUGAAAAAACCCAUUGUUGAAGAAAAUGUUACUGUGAGAAAACUAGAGCUUCAAGAGCUGGUUAGAAUGUUCCAACACGAAGCAGAAUCUCAUGCGCAAGUACGGAAAACGGUGCCUCACAAAGAUGUUCCUCAAACUGCUGCAGCAGUUAGGCCACCAAAUGGUGCAAGUCGUCGCUUCAUGAUUUCAAAGUUGUUCAGUCCGUAGAUGUUUGCAGUGCAGUUGUAUGGCUCUAACUCUAGAUGUUAUUAGGACUUAUAAGUAUAAUAUAUGGCUAUAUCUUUAGCAGUUAUUAGGUAAGGCCAAUAACUGCUGAAAUGUAAAAAUUGAUUAUUAAGGUCGAUUUUGAGAUAUGGUUUAUCUCAUGUAAUGUUUGUUUAAGAAAUAAAUUUUUACAUUGGUUAGAUGAACAUGAACAUGAUCAUGAAUGAAUCUAUAUAUUGCCCUUUUUCCUUUUGAA